GCCAGCGAGCAGAAACGCGACCAGCGACAACGGCCAAGGGUUCGAGGCUUCCAGCUUUGCAAGUUACCCCGUGUGUAGGAAAACGAAAUUAUCAAAAAUGAAGCAGCUGUACAGUGUUCUUGUCCUGGCCCUCGUCAUCGUUGGCCUAGCGGCGGCAUAUCCUGCCCCAGAGGAGCAGCAGCAACCGUCGGAGGUGAGCGCCCAGCCAGCAGGACCUGUGGAAGUGACCCAGUUGGUGCCAGUUGCGGAAGGUCCUGAGUCCGUCUCGAACGAGGACGUACAACGUUCAAAGCGUCACCUUGGAUUCGGUGGAGUCGGCAUCGGUGUUGGAGUCGGGCUGGUUGGAGGUGGUUUCGGAGGUUAUCCCGGAUUCGGAUACGGAGGCUACCCCGGAUACGGCUACGGUGGAUUCUAUCCCGGCUAUGGAUAUGGAGGAUACCGACGAUUUGGUUACCGGUACGGUGGAUACGGUUAUGGCGGUGGUUUGGGAUAUCCGUACUUCUUCUAAGCUACCCCCUUACCCCCUUGAAGUGACCUCAAAUGACAGCCAAAAACAAAA
Anopheles nili is the source of this 559-nucleotide messenger RNA. RefSeq names its product keratin, type II cytoskeletal 1-like. The record is from RefSeq and is a predicted model, not a curated record. The coding region runs from base 98 to 508 and encodes 136 amino acids. NCBI's taxonomy places the organism in Eukaryota, Metazoa, Arthropoda, Insecta, Diptera, Culicidae. The transcript has 2 exons.